AUGAGUGUUCUGGGAAUUCCCACCAUGACGAAAGUGAGCUUCAUCUCAACUGAGAGAAAUAUCGAAGAGAUUUGGAAGCAAAAUUUAAUCGAGUCAAUGGCCAAAGCAGGACGGGAGGAGAAAAGAAUAGCAGAGGAAAUGGGGAGCUAUAAUGAAGGCGUUCCAGCUAUCACAGUUAUUGUAGACGGAGGAUGGAGCAAGCGGUCACACAAGCACUCCUACAAUGCAAACUCAGGUGUUGCCAUCAUUAUUGGCAAGGAGACCGGCAAGCUUCUCUACAUAGGUGUGCGAAAUAAGUACUGCCAUGCCUGUGCACGAAACAUCUCGCCUGACAAGCAUGCUUGUUUCCGCAACUGGAACAAGUCAUCUUCUGAAAUGGAGACAGACAUUAUCCUGGAAGGGUUCCUUGAAGCUGAGCAGGUCCAUGGUGUGCGGUACAUACACUUCAUAGGAGACGGAGAUGGUUCUGUGCAUCCUACGCUCAUACAGAAUGUUCCAGGGUGGGGACAUGCCAUCAAGAAGCUGGAAUGUGCGAAUCACGCUUGCAAGUGUUACCGAGGUGCUCUUGAGAGGCUUGUUCAGGAUAACCCAUCCUACAAGGGAACUGGUGGACUUACGCUGAAAACAAGAAAGCGACUGGUUUCUGCUGCUCGAGCUGCAAUCAGGAUGAGGAGCGACCCGAAGAAGGCCCUGAUAUCACUCAAACGUGACUUGCAGAAUGGACCACGUCAUUGUUUUGGCUUUCACGAUGACUGCAGCCCUGACUUUUGUAAGACAAGCUCUCAUCCGCAACAAUAUCUCCCUCGCUCACUCAGUCCACAUCUCAACCGUCAACUUCCAGUGAAAACAGCGAAGACAAUGAUGACGUGCUUGAUGGUAUUGUUACUACACAAGAGGCUUUGUGGAGUGAAACUGUUGAUGACGAUCCGAUGGUACGAUUGGAAGCUCGACAAGGUGGACACACACCAACAAACGUGGACCCACGACUUUACCAUGACAUUCAGGUACAACUAAAUCGACUUGUGAGCAAAGCAUCUCAGCUGAUAGGAAACGAGACAACAAAUCUGGCAGAAUGUUGGAUGCAUAUUCGUGCUAAAUUUGACGGUGGGAAGGUCGUGGGAAGGUCAUCAAUCGAUCACAGAGUGGCUCUUGGGAACACAGAUGCAUGGGAGCAGGGCUUAGGCAGAACCUUGGAAGAAAAUGGGGACCACAGACCUGGGAACAGAUGGCAGGAUCGAUGCCAAAUAAAGUAUUCUCUGACGCAGCAGAACGUUCUGCUAAGACAGUCUCUAAUGACAGAAAGAGAAAAGGAACAAAUGAAGCAAAAGAACAAAGACGAAAAAGCAAGUACACUAAAAUAGAUAACUCAAUUGCAGCUCGCAAAGCUUACACUAGGCAUGACGAAGGAGUUUCUCCGGAUGAAAUAACUGAAGACAUUUCCUCGCAGAGACUUGAAGAGUUGAAAACAAGCUUUUACCAGACAAAAGUGGUCGUCACUUGCGAAGAAGCACAAACAAUUGAGAAGAAAACAAGACAACAGGCAGAGAAUGAUGAGUGGAAGUAUGAGAGAAGGAAGAGAAUUACAGCAUCAAGAGUGGGAGGAAUAGCGAAAAUGAAAGAGACGACAAAAAAGAGUAAUAAAGUCAAAGAUCUACUGUACAGCACAUUUAGAGGCAACGAAGCUACACGUUAUGGCUCAGAAAAGGAAGAACAAACAACACAUCAAUAUAUUGCUUACCAACGAAGGAAUGGUCAUCCAGAUUUAGAAGUUAAGACAUGUGGCUUGUUCAUUUCAGAGCACAACAAUUGGCUGGCUGGUUUAGUUAACAACCCAAGUGAAACAUCCCAUCCUCAAGGACUAGUUGAGAUUAAAAAUCCUUUUUCUGCUAAGGAUAAAAUGCUAACAGAAGCAUGUACGAAGUCAAGUUUCUGCCUGCAAGUUGAUAAGAAGACAAAUAACAUACAACUGAAACGAAGAUGACUACUAUUAUCAAAUACAAUGUCAAAUGUACUGUACUGACACACAAUGGUGUGAUUUCGUACUACGAACAAACAAAGACAUUCACAUCGAGCGUAUCAACAGAGACAAUAGGUGGUGGGAACUACAACUAUCAAAAUUAAGGAACUUUUAUUAUACUGCACUUUUGUCAGAGUUAGCUUGCCCCAGAUUCCGUAAUGGUGGUAUCAGGGAGCCUACCUCAACCAACACAUCAUCAUAAUCAUCAUCAUAAAAUCAUCAUAAUUCACCUAUCACUGAACAUGGUAAUCAAAUAAUACCUACUUACCUAG
Molecule: messenger RNA, 2289 nt
Organism: Halichondria panicea
Lineage: Eukaryota; Metazoa; Porifera; Demospongiae; Suberitida; Halichondriidae
Exons: 2
Coding region: 1-1014 (337 amino acids)
Source: RefSeq, a predicted model, not a curated record